GGUACUUAUCAAGACUACUUCGCUAUCUGACUUUUCACUAGACGAGACCGUCUUAAUAAACCUCAACUUUACAACUAUUUUACUCAACUACCAAAAUUAAGAUAUUUCUAUCCGAUUUUCCACUCCGGUACCAUACCGCCUGCUCUGAUUACUUAUAUCAUACCAACCAAAAUUAUGGAGGAAGAUCGGGCACAAACCGAUCUAGGUAUUGCGGCAGAUAUUGAAGAGGCCCAUGCGCCACCACCCACCAAAAAGCAACCCAAAAAGAGAUUUGUAGGCCGAAGAACCGCUGCAAAUUCUGCAAGAAAUGGCGGUAGUGGUGCCCCAAUAGAAGAUGGCGGGGCUCUUCAAGCAUCGCAACCCCGGCGGGCGCCGAGACUUCUCAAUCAAGUACCACCGGAGAUCUUGAAUGACCCGGAGUUGAAGGAAGCGAUCGCCUUGUUGCCCGCCAACUAUUCCUUUGAGAUACACAAGACCAUUCAUCGCAUCCGAUCUUCGGGUGCGAAAAGGGUCGCACUGCAAAUGCCCGAAGGCUUACUUAUGUUCGCCACCACCAUUUCAGAUAUUCUCACUCAAUUCUGUCCGGGGAUUGAGACCCUCAUCAUGGGAGAUGUUACCUACGGUGCUUGUUGUAUCGAUGAUUAUACAGCACGAGCACUAGGAUGCGACCUUCUCGUUCAUUAUGCUCAUAGCUGUCUGAUACCGGUUGAUGUUACUAAGAUAAGGGUAUUGUAUGUCUUUGUCGAUAUCAGCAUAGAUACAUCACAUCUAUCAAAUACCUUGGAGCGGAAUUUCGCACCACCGAAGACGGUCGCGAUAGUUGGAACGAUUCAAUUCAACGCCACUAUUCAUGGUGUUAAGUCAACACUGGAAAAGGCCGGAUUCAAGGUAUUAAUUCCUCAAAUCGCACCUUUAUCCAAGGGUGAGAUUCUAGGAUGUACCUCCCCGCGCUUAUCCGACUCGGAGAAUGUAGACCUUAUCCUUUACCUUGGAGACGGUCGCUUCCAUCUUGAGAGUAUCAUGAUCCAUAACCCUAAAAUCCCGGCUUAUCGUUAUGAUCCGUACUCGAGGAAACUCACACGCGAGACAUAUGGUCACGAGGAAAUGCAAAGUUUACGCAGAGAUGCUAUCUCAACGGCGAAGAGGGCAAAGAAGUGGGGGCUCAUCCUAGGAUCACUUGGCCGUCAGGGUAAUCCGCAUACGAUGACGCUUAUCGAGAACAAGCUCAAGGAGAUGGGAAUGCCUUGGGUGAAUUUACUACUAAGUGAGAUCUUCCCGGGCAAAUUGGCGAUGAUGAGCGACGUUGAAUGCUGGGUCCAAGUGGCCUGCCCACGACUAAGCAUCGACUGGGGCUAUGCGUUCCCGCGCCCGCUAUUGACGCCGUACGAAGCGUUGGUCGCGCUCAAUGAGAGGCAAGAUUGGAGCAAGAGUGGUGUGUACCCUAUGGAUUACUAUGCAAGAGAGGGACUGGGUAGGACAAAGGAUAUCCAGGUGUCGAGUUGAUAGAGACAUAUCCCUUGUUCUAUACUAUUUUACGAAUCACAGCGUGGACAAAAGUCCUAUUCUAGAAUCCGAGGUCGAUCAAAUACGAUCUAAAAGAAAAACACAACACGGCGUUUCCACUGAUAUAUGUAAAAGAAGUCGACAUAUACUCGUAGACCAUUUACGCCUGAUAUAACGGGAAUGGGCUGCCCAUAUCAUACCAGGCAACUAACCGCUGAUAUAUAGGGCUAUUUAAGCAGUAUGUCACCAGAACACAAUACGAUCACAUGAGAGC
Molecule: messenger RNA, 1777 nt
Organism: Hypoxylon trugodes
Lineage: Eukaryota; Fungi; Ascomycota; Sordariomycetes; Xylariales; Hypoxylaceae
Product: putative diphthamide synthesis protein-domain-containing protein
Exons: 2
Coding region: 175-1503 (442 amino acids)
Biological process (GO): protein histidyl modification to diphthamide
Molecular function (GO): 2-(3-amino-3-carboxypropyl)histidine synthase activity
Source: RefSeq, a predicted model, not a curated record